This is a messenger RNA of Neltuma alba, 2887 nucleotides long. RefSeq lists its product as uncharacterized. The transcript is spliced from 8 exons. The annotation marks the transcript as partial. Lineage: Eukaryota; Viridiplantae; Streptophyta; Magnoliopsida; Fabales; Fabaceae. The record is from RefSeq and is a predicted model, not a curated record.
CAUUGGAGAGUUACUGUAUAGAUUUGGGGAAAAAUUCUGGGGAUUUUAUCGGCAAAAACUUCCUAUUACAAGAAGUUUAUACGUUGAAGAAUUUGAGACUUGCAUCUCAAAUGCGACAAUUAAGGAUCUCAUGCAAAGAGCAGAAGUUCUUUCUUUAGGGGGAAUUCAUGAAAGCUGUAAGAAUAUAAUCCCUGAUGUAUUUAAAACAAUAGGAGGAGGUAUGCAUUCUUUGACUCAACUUUCACUUUGUUUUUGUGACAAAAUAGAAUGUGUGAUAGACAUUGGAAAUCAUUUGGGUCAACUUGGAAUUAUCUCUAGAUUGACUCACCUAACUAUCAAAGAGAUGAAUUGUUUGAAAACUUUAUGUCAUGGUCAACCUCCUUCGGGCCUUUUUGCAAACUUGGAGGUCCUGGAUAUAUGUGGUUGUCAUUCACUUCAGAAUAUAGUAGCUGAUGAAGGGACUGAAAUAGUUGUAGCAGAUAGUGAAUAUCAAAUGACAUUCCCAAAAUUAAAGACACUAAUCAUCUAUCAGUGCACUCGGCUAGAAUACUUAAUGCCUAACACUUUUGCUCAAAGCCUUACACACUUGGAGGUUUUGGAUAUAAGGAGAGCUAAUAAAUUGACAAGUGUGUUUGUCCAAUCCAUUCACAAAGAACCAAGUCCAGAAAAUUUUCAACUGAUAGAGUUUUGUGCUUUAAGCUACCUAUCUCUCAACAACUUGCCAAAUAUCAUUAGCAUUUGUCAAGGAAAUUAUCAUCCAACCUGGCCAUCUUUGAAAAGCUUAAACUUGGGAGGAUGUCCACAGUUAGACCUCAGGUCCAUCAAUUACUGGCUUGUUAUCUCUGGGCUGAGACAAAAGGAUUAUGAAACAUCAGAGGAACUAUAUAAGGCAAUGGUGACUCCGCUGGAAACUUUGCAAUCACUUAUUGUGCAAAACACUAAAAUAGAAGUUAUUUUUGAUGGCGAAGGGCUUUCUAAUAUUGAACAACGAGUGACCUCAAGUUUGCACUACCUUCGAUUGCAUGAGCUACCAAAGUUGAGCCAUAUAUGGAAGGGUCCCAAAGACUUUUUACUCCUUCAAAAUCUUGGCAAGUUAAUAAUACAAGAAUGUAGAAAUUUGAAAGUUAUCUUUCCUACAUCUGUCUCAAGAUGCUUGCAACAAUUGAGGGAACUCGACAUCAGGAAGUGUGAAGAAUUGGAGGAAAUAAUUGAAGAUGAAAGUCUAAGUCCAUCAAAUCCUCAUCCACUUGUCUUCCCAAAUCUAAGUGCAAUCUUCAUCAGACAUUGCCAUAAGUUGAAACAUGUAAUUCCUAUCUCUACAAGCCAUGUGCUUCCCAAAAUAAGGAUCUUAUUCAUACAUGGAGCAUCAGAAGUAGAGAAAAUAUUUAGAGAUGAGGAAGGAGAGACAAGAGAGAUCAGAAAGGAGAAUCUAAUUCCAAAUUUGGAAUAUGUAAUAUUGUGGCAACUGCCUAAACUCAACACAGGAGGUCAAUGGAUUGACUUGCGAACUGUGAGGUACCUUUUAGUGCAACAAUGCCCGAGACUCAAUAUCACUUCCACUAUUACUCCUCGGCAGUUGCAACAAAUAUUAGAUAAUGAGAAAGCAGCUUAUUGGGAUGACCGUUGGGAGUUAAAGUUUGUGUUGGAAGAUAUUAUUGAAUCCAAUGAAAAAUGUAGCAGACAAAUGGAAUCUCUUUCUUCUUCACAUGCUCAGAACAAUAAGCAGAACUUGACACCUAUUGCCUCACCAAAAUCAGCAAAGAAUGUUGAAGAGUCAAGAGAUGAAAAGUCCCUGGAGCUGAACAUAGCAGAGGAAAUGAAUGUUCAAGGAAGCAUUGAAUCAGAGAAUGUUAAGAUAGUUGCUUCAUCAGCUCAUUCAGAAGCAACUAGCUCACUCAUUGGCUCCUCUACUCUAUCUAUAGCACUUCAGCAUAAUAAGAAAGAGUCAAAAGUUCAAACUACUCGAGAGCAAAACAUAUCAAAGGAAAAGAGUGUUCAAGGAAGAGUUGAAGAGGGUACUACAUCGAGGAAUGUUCAAAUAUUCACUACAGUAGCUCAUUUAGAACCAGCAAGCUUAGCCAAGAUUCAAAGUGAAAUCAAGUUCAACCCAAGGGAGUUGGAUAUUGAUAAAGAUGGCAAGUUGAUCCCUCUAAAAAAUCUUCAAGACUACAAAGAUGAUGAUCUCAUUAGUUUUCUUCAAUCUAUGGAGGAUCAUUAUGGUAGGGAAUCACCAUUCUCAGUCAUUCGUACAGUUGCUGCAUAUAAAGAUGAGCUUGUUGCAAAGGCACUUGUUGACUUGAAAGACUACUUGAAGAUGCCUCUUAGGGACAUAGCAGCCUCAGAAGCCAAUAGUCUUCGCCUGCAAACUGCUCUCAAUUUUUUGUCUCGUUUUUCUUUGGAAGAUAUAGCUCUUUCCCAUGGUGUGAAGGCUUUAAUAAAGUCUAUGCACAAAGAUUUUCCUAGUAUCAUACAAGCAUUUGCUACUGCCAAUGAAUUUGUAGUGCUCGAAGAAAGAGAUAAAAGAAUCAAAGAAGAACUAACUCAAAGGAAAGAGGUUGCCAUUGCUCUUGUUUCCAGAAUAUCUAAGACCCAGAAGUCAAUGGUUGAAGCUCGAGCAAAGAAAGCUAGGUUGAAGGAACAUAUCACUUGGUUGGAUAAAGAAAUAACAGAUUAUGAGGUUGAGCUGUCGCGUCUACAAGAGCAGAAAAGGAAAUGUAUUGCAGAAAAUAUAGAAUUUAUGAAAGAGAUUGAGGUCAUGAGAAAGGAAAGUUUGGAGAUGGUGGAAGAUCAAACAAAUGCUCGACAAGAGGUGUUUCAGAUUGAUCAUAAAUGGUCAGUCAUGUGUAGCCAGUUUGAGCUAGCCAUAGCCCAAGAAAAUCUCUCUUAG